This is a messenger RNA of Pungitius pungitius (ninespine stickleback), 3187 nucleotides long. RefSeq names its product SH3 domain-binding protein 4. The transcript is spliced from 5 exons. The record is from RefSeq and is a predicted model, not a curated record. Lineage: Eukaryota; Metazoa; Chordata; Actinopteri; Perciformes; Gasterosteidae. Gene Ontology annotation, cellular component: cytoplasm. Gene Ontology annotation, molecular function: protein binding. Bases 144 to 3029 code for a protein of 961 amino acids.
GGGGCGGGAGGGGGGGGGUUACUCCUCCACGGGACCAAACGGGACUUCAUCUCCGCCAGAGAUCAUGGGUGCCCGUUGACACCCAACCUUAGACCCUCCCAAAUUGACCACUCGAGUAGCUUGAUCCCGUGACCGCUGCGAGCAUGGCCGCCCACCGAAUCAGAGCCGCCACCUCCAACAACGCCCCCCUCCCGCGCUGCAAGUCCGAGGGGACGCUCAUCGAUCUCAGUGAAGGAGUGUCAGAAGCCAGCCUCAACGAUGUCAAAGUGCCUUCUCCCAGUGCCUUAAGACUGGACGCCUCCGCCUCCUUCGGUGCUGCCAGGGAAGUGGUCGCCAUUAAGGACUACUGCCCGUCCAGCUUCACCACCCUCAAGUUCUGCAAAGGGGACCGCCUCUACGUUCUGGACUCGACAGGCGGAGAGUGGUGGUACGCCCACAACAACACGGAGAUGGGUUACAUCCCGGCAGCGUACGUGGAGCCUAUCAACUUCAGAGACUCGUCCUUCAGCGACAGCGGGAUGAUUGACACUGUGGGAGACUGUCCCGAAGAGGCGGCCAAGGAAACGGACCUUCUCGGGGAGUGGGCAGGAGUGAUUCUGAAACCAACCAUCUUCCAAAAUGGAAAUCCUUUUGCAACAACCCAUACCUCGACAAACCCUUUCUUAAACAAAGGUCCUCAGAGCUCACUUGAUCAGAACAGUAAUGAGAAAUCAGUUGACCUCCUCCUGUUUGAUUCGCUCGCCACAUCGGUGCACAACUCCACCAGCAGCAACGGCUUCGGCAACGGGGCUUUUAACCCUCUCAGUCCCACUGCGGGCGUGGGGCAGGCGCUGCGCAGGGACAACCCGUUUUUCCGAAGCAAGCGGUCCUACAGUCUGUCCGAGCUGUCCAUUCUGCAGGCUGAGUCCGACGCCCCCGCGGCGUCCUCCAGUUUCUUCGGGGGCCUGAAAGCACCUGCGCCGGAGCAGUUCCAGAGCAGGGAGGACUUCCGGACGGCGUGGCUCAGCCACCGCAAGCUCGCCAGGUCCUGCCACGACCUGGACUCGCUGGGGCAAAACCCGGGGUGGGGUCAAACGCAGCCGGUGGAGACCAACAUCGUCUGUCGGCUGGACAGCUCGGGAGGGGCCGUCCAGCUCCCGGACACCAACAUCAGCGUACACGUACCCGAAGGCCACGUGGCCCCGGGGGACACCCAGCAGAUCUCCAUCAAAGCUCUGCUCGACCCCCCGCUGGAGCUGAACAACGACCGCUGCACCACCGUCAGCCCCGUGGUGGAGAUCAAACUCAGCAACAUGGAGACCAAAACCAACGUCACCCUGGACAUGAAGGUGUCUGUCGUGGUGAAAAUGGAGAGCAGGGAGACGACGGAAGUCUUGUGUGUCCGGAGUGAUUGUAAAGAGGGACCUUACACCCCGAUUCCUCAGGCGUACAUGUAUGGGGACACAGUCCAGGUGUGUUUGGACAACCUGGAACCAUGCAUGUACGUGUGUGUCGUGGCUCAGUCCCGGUCCCUGUCCCCAGACUCCACAGUUUGGGAGCAUGUGGUUAAAAAGAUUACCUUAGGGGUAUACGGUCCAAAACACAUUCACCCGUCCUUCAAGACAGUCGUGGCUAUGUUUGGCCACGACUGCGCCCCAAAGACGUUGUUGGUGAGUGAGGUGGGCAAACAGUCCCAGUCUGCUCCGUCAGUAGUGCUGCAGCUCUGGGGUAAACACCAGUUCGUCCUGUCCAAACCCCAGGACCUGCGCGUUGGAGUCUACUCCAACAUGGCCAACUACGAGGUGAAGGUUAGCGAACAGGCCAGAGUGGUCCGGGGCUUCCAGGUCAAACUGGGCAAAGUCAGCCGGAUUGUCUACAUCAUUGCAUCGCGCAACACGGACGAUGUUUCCGAUUUCACAUUAAGGAUCCAGGUCAAAGACGACCAAGAUUGUAUCCUGGCUCAGUUUUGUGUCCAGACGCCAACCCCGCCCCCGAAAGCAGGCCCAAAGACCUCGGUGCAAAGGCGCUUCCUGAAGAAGAAGGAAGUGGGCAAGAUAGUCUUGUCUCCUCUCGCCAUCGCAACCAAGUACCCGGUUUUUCAGGACCAGAGAAUAAACAACCUGAAGUUUGGAAAAUUAAUCAAAACUGUCAUUCGACAGACGAAAAAUCAGUACUUGCUGGAGUACAAGAAGGGAGACUUUGUAGCCCUGUUGAGUGAGGAGAGGAUCAGGCUGAAGGGUCAGCUGUGGACAAAAGAGUGGUACAUUGGAUAUUACCAGGGCAAGAUGGGAUUUGUCCAUGCAAAGAAUGUGCUGGUGGUUGGCAAAGUCAAGCCCAUUUACUUCAACGGGCCCGACCUUACGACAUCGUUGCUACUGGAGCAGAUACUGAAGCCCUGCAAAUUCCUCACGUACAUCUACGCCUCCGUAAGAACUAUACUGAUGGAGAACAUCGGCAACUGGCGGGCGUUCGCCGACUCUCUGGGAUACGGCAACCUGCCGUUGACCCAUUUCUGCCGCGCAGAGCUGGACAGCGAACCCGAGAGGGUCGCAUCGGUUCUGGAGAGGCUGAAGGAGGACUGCAACAACGCCGAGAGCAAAGAGCGAAAGUCCUUCCAGAAAGAACUCCUGACGGCCUUGUUGAAGAUGGACUGCCAGGGCCUGGUGGCCCGGCUGGUCAUGGACUUCGUCCUCCUGACCACGGCCGUGGAGGUGGCGGGGCGCUGGAGGGAGCUCGCCGAGAGGCUCGUCAAGGUCUCGCGCCAGCAGAUGGACGCUUACGAGGCGCCGCAUCGCGACAAGAGCGGGGUGGUGGACAGCGAGGCCAUGUGGAAGCCGGCGUACGACUUCCUGGUCACGUGGGCCGCUCAGAUCGGCGACAGCUACAGGGACGUGAUCCAGGAGCUGCACCUGGGCCUGGACAAGAUGAAGAACCCCAUCACCAGGCGCUGGAAGCACCUGACCGGCACGCUCAUCCUCGUCAACUGCCUGGACGCCCUGCGGAGCUCCGCCUUCAGCCCCGCCGCUCAGGACGACGACUACGCCAUCUGAGCCCCCCCCCCCCUCGUCCCCCAUCCUGCCCCCCUCACCCCCUCGCGUCACCUCGCUCUCUCCCGGAGCAAAGUUGUUACACACGUUUGAAACGCCGCACAUCAGCUGUCCCGCUCACUCUGAAUGCCGCCGCCGCCGCUGUCGUAUGUUGAUUGCCC